AAUUUAAUUCCAAUGCUAUUACAACCCGGGCCUGACCGGGAUGUUUACGGAAACGAUAAAAAGUAGUGUUUUUCACGGAAAACACAGGAUAUUCUUACGUUCAGAGCGACCCCUAUAACACAAAAUGGUACCUUCCAGUAGAUCGUAUUUAGACAGCGAUAAGCACUAAGCGGAAUACUCAACAGAUGGUUCCUUCUCAGCGACUGGACAUAUAUAUCAUCUCACCAUACUGUAGCUCGCAGUCUGUGCUAUCCAUAUCUGUUACUAGUAUAUCACUCGGCCCUGGGAGUUACAAGAGGCAGAUAUGUCAGGAAUGGGCGUGUUCGUGUUGAUGAUUGUGGCGAUGUGCGCCACCUGGCGAGCAGCAGUGGGAGCUGCAUUCCACGCACCCCUACACAGUGAGACAACCAUGUACGGUUGGCGCCCCGUCACCACCCAGUACUGUGAGUGGCAGGGGAAGAAGAUGAUGGUCGAGAGCAGCUGGAAGACCACGAGCUGUGAGACGUGUUCGUGUGAAGAAAACGGUCUGUACUGUUACGGCGGCGGAGUGUACGCGGUCCCGUCCCACUGUAUGAUGCUGAUUGACGAGACUUGUCAUGCGCAUGUCGUGGACGCCGAACAUCCGUACUCCGAGUGCGAAUUCGGGAACGGCGCCAUCACCGGGUAACCGUUGUCAGGGCAACCUGCAACCUCGUUAGGACAACCUACAACCUGGCCAGGACAGCCUAUCUAC
Branchiostoma floridae (Florida lancelet) is the source of this 733-nucleotide messenger RNA. RefSeq lists its product as uncharacterized. The transcript is spliced from 4 exons. The record is from RefSeq and is a predicted model, not a curated record. Lineage: Eukaryota; Metazoa; Chordata; Leptocardii; Amphioxiformes; Branchiostomatidae. The coding region runs from base 305 to 667 and encodes 120 amino acids.